Dalotia coriaria is the source of this 3906-nucleotide messenger RNA. RefSeq lists its product as uncharacterized. NCBI's taxonomy places the organism in Eukaryota, Metazoa, Arthropoda, Insecta, Coleoptera, Staphylinidae. Gene Ontology annotation, molecular function: lipase activity. The transcript is spliced from 8 exons. The record is from RefSeq and is a predicted model, not a curated record. Gene Ontology annotation, biological process: lipid catabolic process. Bases 495 to 3716 code for a protein of 1073 amino acids.
UUUCGAAUGCGCACCGCGCCGCACCGGUGGCUCACCGUCAGAGACAGCAAACGCCGCGUCGCGAUUAAUAUUCGUGCGCAAAACGCCAAAAACCAAAGUGACUUAAACCACAAUCAAAUUAAUUCAGCUACAUUAUAGAGAAGAGACACUUGCUGAAUAUUAUAACUGUGAAACAAAGCAAGACUUAAGUCAAAUCAAAAGUUAAAAUAAAUUAAUUUUGCUAAUUUAAUUUUGUUAGUGAAUUACCGUUUUAAUACCCAGUGAAACAAUCAUUUACAAUUCAAAUAUUUGUGCGUCAAUAUCCUGGAUAAAUUAUUCUAAUUUUAAUUUUUACCCGGAAAUUCACAACAAAACAAUAAAGAUUCAAACUGGAAUUGAAAUUUUAAAAAGUAUUUUAAAAUAAAAUCCAAACAUUUAGAGCGAGAAUAAACUCCAAAUCGAAUUCGCCUCGCAUCACCUCGCAUCGAAACAUACAGCGUGUUCAUGGCAUCAACAUGCGCACAUUAUACCACCAUUAUGCGCUGCUAACAUUCACGUGUUUAUUUUAUGCGACGAUAGAUAGCGCGGUCGGUGGUCCGUGGGCGAGUCCCUCACAGGAGCUACUCGACGAACUCCACGAUGCGGAAAUUUAUCGCGCUGUUGUCCAAUCGAUGAACGAAUGGCAAUCAAAACACAAUCAACUUAAACAUAGGCGAAAACGAGAUGAACCAAGUGUGUGUUACCCAGAACUGGGAUGCUUUGAAGCAUCAGGUCCUUUUGGUUACUUGGACAUGCUCCCGAGUAAACCGGAAGAAAUCUCUACACGAUUCCUACUGUAUCCCAGUCAUAGCAGCCGUAGAAAUGGCAACACUGUGGGUGAAUUUCCCUUCACGAAUAUUAGCGAUGCAUUCACGUGGGCCAAAACAGGUCUUAACAACACGUUGCCUUUAAAAGUGAUGAUCCAUGGCUUUGGUUCUGAUUGCUCCCAUAUAUGGGUUUAUGAGAUGAGGAGUGCAUUAAUGGCGGUUGAUGACUUGAAUGUGAUUUGCGUCGAUUGGGGUAAUGGAGCUACCCUUCCGAAUUAUGUCAAAGCCGCGGCUAAUACAAGAUUAGUCGGGAAACAAUUGGGGAUGUUGUUGAGCGGGAUGGUGGACAAAGUGGGAUUCUCUGUGAGGAAUAUACAUUUGGUUGGGUUUAGUUUAGGAGCACAUGUUGCUGGUUUCGCUGGGGCUGAACUUGGUAACUUAAGUAGGAUCACAGGAUUGGACCCAGCUGGACCACUUUUUGAAUCCCAAGACCCCCGGGCGCGUUUAGAUCAAACCGACGCCACUUUCGUUGAUGUAAUUCACAGCAAUGGUGAAAAUCUUAUCCUGGGAGGUUUAGGUUCAUGGCAACCUAUGGGUCAUGUUGAUUUCUACCCCAAUGGAGGGCGAAUGCAAAAAGGAUGCAGUAAUAUUUUUGUGGGAGCUGUCAGUGAUAUAAUUUGGUCUUCCGCUGUUGAAGGAAGAUCGUUAUGCAACCAUCGACGCGCUUACAAAUUCUUCACGGAUUCUGUAUCACCCCGUUGUCACUUCCCAGCUUUCCCCUGUGAGUCCUAUGAUGAUUUCCUAGCUGGUAACUGCUUCCCAUGCACUGAUGAACGCAAAUGUGGUAAUAUGGGAUACUAUGCUGAUCGAUCCAAAGGUCGAGGACAACUUUACCUUAUCACCAGAGAUGAAGAACCAUUCUGUGCUCAUCAGUACAACAUCAAGAUUGAGAGCACCCCUGGUGAUGUUCCUAUUAUAAGCUAUGGAAAGAUUCAGAUUACUUUGAUAGGGGAUUCAUUGUUGAAUGAAACAUUUACUUUGACCAGAAAAGAAGAUGAAGAAAUGCGUUUGGGUAGUAUGGUCUCCCGAAUAAUCGUCCCCCACCCUAUUUUAUUAGAACCCACGAAAAUUCAAAUCCUUUACAAUGCAUACAGCGGAUGGUUAACUUCCGGUUUACUUCAAUGGCGGAUAGAUAAAAUCACACUAAGUGAUUCAUUCGGGAGGAGUGCUUCAGUGUGCAACAAAGGAUUAAUAUUAGAUUCUGGAAUACCAGUGGUUCUUCCAUUAUACCCUGGGGAAUGUAACCUCCCAAAUUCUCCAAAUACCCCACAUUUAGGUUCUAACCCAAAUGAAGAAGAUGAUAUCUACAAAGCAAAAAACUCUUCUAAAUUCGUCCCAACACCAGUGGUGAAGUCAGGUUCUGAGGUGGAACGUGAAGGUACAUCAAGUUCAUCUGAAGAUUUAGACAAAAAGGAAUCCCAAAACACACAAAUCUUCAGGGAUGCAUUCGACAUCUUCAACAUCCCUUGGAAUAAUGAUAAUAAUCUGGUGGAUAAUGAAAGCGAACAAAGCAGGGCCUUCAAUUCCCGAGUGGUUAAAGUGACAAGAAACAACGGAAGUCAUUCCCAGGAAGAUAAUAUCCCCAGAGAAGUGGUUGAACCCAUAUUGAAACCACAAUCAAAGAAUAAAAUCGGGAGAUCAUCAUCUGGGGAAGCAGGUCAUCAUCAUGAAAUAACCGAACCCAUUUUGGGUCCUACUACAGUCAAACCAAUAUUGACCACGCAUAGAGAUGAAAUUUCUACUCCCACUAGACCUAGGCACCGCCCACGUGGUCAAAAACACAACCGGGAGCUGGUUUACAACUUCUACGAUGUUGAUGCACCCUUAAUACAAACCAGAACUGAUGAUAAUGGUAAUAAUAAUCGUCAUCAACAAAAUGAUUGGAUUCCAACGAUUCCCAUCAAUGAAAACAAAUGGAAGCGCCAUGAUGAUUCCACUGGUGGUAGUGGUGGGGCAAGAGUAUACAAUUAUAAUGGCGAGAGAGAAGAGCAAGAUGCGUUCAAUGCUAUUGUAAGAACAGUUCAGUUUCUUCCACAGCGAUUGGCGCGUAUGUUUGAAGAAGCUGAAAAAUACGCACGUGAAACCAUACUGCCAUUGGUCAGCACUUACACUCCUAAGUUUAUAAGUGACUUUAUCGUUCCGAAUGUACCCAAUGCAACUCCAAAAUAUUUACCACUGAGAUUUGAAGAAUCAACGGAAGAUGGCGCACUAACCACCGCGCAGUUGUUUAAAAACGACAAAGAGAGUAAAAACGCUAGUAAAAUAGAAACAUUUGAUCCACCACCAAUUGACAACACCAAUAACACAAAAUUAAAACGAAAUACGUUGAGUGAUGAAGUGACCACGCCCAUUUCCCCCACCACAACUCCACAAACUUAUAUUCAGAAAGUAGCUAAGAGAGGUGAUGAACAAAAUGAAGUUGCAUCGGAAGCAACAACCACUUUCUGGGAUUUUCAGAAUUUAGAUUCGAAUAGUGAACAGUUUGAUAACCUAGAAAGUUUUAACAUAGGCCACGCCCAGGCAAGGAGUGACGAUGUAAGUAAACCAGUGUCAACUACCACAAGCACUACUUCUACAACAACCACAACAACUAAAAAACCACCUAUAAUAAAAUUAAGCACGCCAAUGACAAUUCCCAUCUCAGACGUGUUGAUUGCUUCCUCGGGAACCACGCCCCCGCCGCGUAAAAUUAAAACCACGCCUCCACCAAUCACAAAGUUAACUGUAAACACGCCCACAACAACUCCACCUAGCGGUAAGAAAGAUAUCUUCAUAGAUUUGCCAGUUAUUGAUGAAAAGUACAAGGAAGUCAAAUACAUUCCAUUAAGUGAUGAUAAAAGUACGAGUAUUAAAAAAGCAAGUAAACGAUGAUGACUGCGCAGACGCAGCGUACUUACUCUAUGGGCGUGUUCAUUUCUAUAAAUACAUGUACAUAAUCUUGUUAUAUACUGUUAUCGUCUGUUUUUUACUUAUUUAUAUGCGAACGUGUACCUAUUUGUACCUAUUUUGUAAUUAAUAAAUGUAAUUAAUGUAAUUAAUAAACAUUUGAAAAUAAUAAAAA